This is a messenger RNA of Anisakis simplex (herring worm), 354 nucleotides long. NCBI's taxonomy places the organism in Eukaryota, Metazoa, Nematoda, Chromadorea, Rhabditida, Anisakidae. The record is from the annotation of a GenBank genome assembly.
GCGAUUGACAAUUCACAAUAUAAUCCUGAAGAAUUGAUGUGUGGUGGAUGUUCGGAUGUAUCAGGCGCUCAAGUUUGUGGUCGGCAUGGCGUUGACUAUUUAGAAUACAAAUGCAGAUUUUGCUGUUCGGUUGCGGUUUAUUUCUGUUUCGGAACCACACACUUUUGUGCGGCAUGUCAUGACGAUUUCCCGCGUUUGAUGUGUCUCCCGAAACAACUCCUUCCAAAGUGUCCGGUUGGGCCGAAAGCCGUUCAGCUGGAUGGUGAUCAAUGCCCACUUCGCUUGCAGCAUCCACCAACUGGCGAGGAAUUUGCCAUGGGUUGUGGUAUAUGUAGAAAUUUAAGUACUUUUUAA